Messenger RNA from Colletotrichum truncatum, 576 nucleotides. RefSeq lists its product as uncharacterized. Lineage: Eukaryota; Fungi; Ascomycota; Sordariomycetes; Glomerellales; Glomerellaceae. The record is from RefSeq and is a predicted model, not a curated record.
AUGUCUGCCACCAACGUCGACCGUGAUGACUUUCUUGAGUACGAGGUUGUGGAAGUCGGAAAGUACACCGCCGCCCAGCUUGCCGAGAUCAAAGCUGCUACCCAAAAGGAGGUAGCCCACGCGAUGCAGAACGAGUUCGACACCAAGAUCAGUGAAAUGAAGGCUUCUCACCAGAAGCAGAUGUUUCAGCUGAUUGACGAACAUGCCAAGAAGCUGCAGACUACCAUCGAGGCCGCUCUAGAGGACUCCCAGAAGCUUCUGACUGAGCAGAAGGAAACCCAUGAGAAGGAGCUCAAGGCUAUGCGCCACGAGAAGAUUGCCAGACACAACGGCGAUCUCCAGAAGAAGAUGGAGGUCUACAUGGAGAAGAUGCGGUCGGAGCACAAGGUUUCUACCUCCAUCGCUAAGCAGUGGCACAUGACUGAAGUGUAUGGACUCAAAUCUUUUCUCAAGAGCCAGGAGGAUCACAUUAAGCGUCUGGAGGAACGUCUCAAGGUUGCGGAGGAUGCCAAAAAGAGCCUUGAGGCUCCUUUCGGGGCCGAGACCGCCAAGAAGGGCAGUAACAGCGACAAGUGA